AUGUUUCGCCUCCUGCUGGGAAUUUUACCUCGCGUGUGGCAGCUAAGCAGCAAAGAGCUUCAGCGGGAUCAGGUUAAGCAAAGACAUCCUCAGGCAGGAGUUUGGAGGGAGGUCAUUUUUAAUAAGAAUCCUAAUAUAAGAAGCAGAAGAAGGUGCAGUGAGUCAGCCUAUGCUUCUUCACCUAGCUGUUCCCUUUACUUUCCCUUAUACACACCAGCAGAAGCCAGUGGAAAGAGUCUGCUGAGAUCCACUCCCCACCAGCCAGCAAGAAUGAAUUUUCUCUUCCUGCUGUGGAGGCAGCUUCUUUCUCCAAACAUUGGCAGCAAGGUGUCCUGAAGACAGAGAAGAUCUGGGUAUAUUUGCAGUUAUUAAUUUUAAAAUCUCAGUUUCUUGGAGUGAAAAACAAAACAUAACAAAACAAAAAAAAAACAAUUUGCAACUUUCUUUCCUGAUCACGUUUGCCUUGGAAGUUGAAGAAGUAACUCUCGGCUGGAGUACGGAAGAAACCCUGAAGGAGGCUCAUACUACAGGAAGGGACUGAAGAAGGGGUACAUGUUGCUGAUGGCCAGGAUAAUGGGGCUCGAGAGGAGACAAGACUGGCACCAAACUAGCACUGGAGUUGGCCAUAAUUACAAAGCCAAGAUUUCUUUCCCUCCUUCCCAUAUCAAGUCAACCAUUUCGGCACCACUGCCUGCAGGGCUGCAGAAGGCAGAUGAGAUUACAGCUUAUGAUGAGCUUCUAAAUACGUAUGAGACGACCACAGGAAGUGCCCAUAGCAGGAAGUACCCUGGAGGAGUCCUCUCUCAGCCCAGCUUCCCUCUUGCACCGCCCCACUGGAAAGUUCAUUAUAACAAAGACUUAUGGGAAAAGUUAAAGCUGAGAGCUUGGCGAUCGCCAUUAGAGCCAGGAAGUCAGAAAAGUGAAAUGAAAGCUGAAUUUCAGGGGCAACAACUUCAACCCACACUCAGUACAUUUCAUUCAGGGCCUCAACCAUUUUUACUGGAGAAUCAUCACAUCAAUGGACCAUCACAGUCAAUAGUGGCAACUACAGAGAACAAGACCCUAUCUGGAGAACCAUUCUACAUAAGAGAUAAGGGAGUUUUGAGUCUGAAUGACAUUUAUGCUACAACUACAGCACGGGACUUCAGAGCAUUUACAGCAAAAGAACUGGAAGGUUAUGCCAAGAAGGAUGUCCUGACAUUCUGGCAGGCUGAGGAUUACCCCAAAGCCUGGGGUCAUGGCUUGAAAGAAAACCCCAUUCCUAAAGAGGGGCAACCUAUCCUUCGCCGACCACCUCCUCUGCAAGAUGGCAUGCAGUUCCCCAUUGCUACAAAACUACCAAGGAUACCUCCACGUGCUGCUCCUGUGCCUAACCGUGGUCUAAAAUCUUUGGCACAGGAGAGUUACCAAGUGCCUCUGGAUAUCAAGCGGUCCCGGGAUGUCUACUUCCCACUGGAAUGUCCUUGGACCAUUCCGCGGCAGGGGCCUUUGCCUGAAAUAAUGGCUGUGCCCAAAAUGUAUGAAACAGAGAAUAAAACAUAUGGAAGUGAGCGACCAAUAACUAUAUAAAGUAUGCCAGUUGCUGUAUCCACCUGCUAAAGGACAAAUGACAAGUUAUGGUGAAUGCUUUACAACAAUAUUAAUAAAAUGGGACCAAUAACUUAAUAA
This is a messenger RNA of Bombina bombina (fire-bellied toad), 1668 nucleotides long. RefSeq lists its product as uncharacterized. The transcript has 7 exons. The coding region runs from base 553 to 1569 and encodes 338 amino acids. The record is from RefSeq and is a predicted model, not a curated record. Lineage: Eukaryota; Metazoa; Chordata; Amphibia; Anura; Bombinatoridae.